Molecule: messenger RNA, 1434 nt
Organism: Daphnia magna
Lineage: Eukaryota; Metazoa; Arthropoda; Branchiopoda; Diplostraca; Daphniidae
Product: golgin subfamily A member 6-like protein 22
Exons: 6
Biological process (GO): axoneme assembly
Cellular component (GO): cytoplasm
Source: RefSeq, a predicted model, not a curated record
ACAAAACUGGAUUUUGAGAUAGCCAAAGCUGAAAGUCGUAAUGGAAAGGCGUUGCUGGAGCGCGAUAAUCUGGAAAAAGAAUUGCAAGAAAAUAGGAAAGAAUUGGCAGAGAAAGAAGCUCAAGUCGCUUUAAAAGACGGACAAAUCAAGCAACUCGAGAUGGAACUGGGCGAGCAGCAGAAAUUGUUGGAGAGGAAAGAAAUGCAUUGGGUUCGGCAAAAAGCGAUGCUGGACGAGCUUCUGGCCACCCUCGAAGAGAACCAAGCCCGCACCGAAGAGGAGAGAGUAUUGAGAGUGUUACAGGAACAGCUGGAUCAGAUCCGCCGGGCCACCGAUAGUUUCCAGCGUCAAUGGUCAGAGGCAGAGCAGCAAUUGCUCCAAGUGGCCAUGACACGAGAUCUCCAGGCCGUCGAAGAGGGGAAACUUCGCGAUGAGAUCAGCGUGCGCGAAGAAAAGAAGAAGCGGCUUCUGCGUGAAGUAGCAGGAUUGAAGCACACCCAAUUGCAGUGUAAAAGAUCCAUCCACGGUUGGCGCGAGUACUUGCAGCAACUGGAUGCCCGACUGGCCCAGCAGACGGCCAACAAAGAGAGUCUAGAACGUCAUAAUCAGCACUUUCAACGCCAGUGGCAGAUCCACCUCGAGGAGCCAGAACGCAAGGUUCAUCGAGUUCGGGAGGAGAUUGUCCAACUUCGUUCACAAAAAUCCAACCUCGAAAUCAACUUAUGCGACCUGAAUAAAGUGAUGUUAUUGUGGACGGGCAAACUGGCAGACAUUCGCGAGGCACAGAGUUACUACCAAGCUGAACGCUCAGAUGCUGGAUCGCUGGCCCUACUCCAAGCGGAAAAGCAUCGACUUCAGGUACAAGAAGUCCAGCUGAGGAAGGAUCAGGAACUGCUUAACCAUCAACUACAGAAAGCCGUUCUCGGUCGUUCCGGGCUGAAUACCAAAGCGGAUAUCAAGACCGGAGUUGCUCAUAAGACGAGGAUCGUCAAGGAUCCAGUAGACUCCAACGCCUGGUACAAGAUCCUCUCUAAAGAAAUCACCAAGCGCCGCAAGGAGCUUGUCAAGCUGAAGCAAUCGAUCUCGGAGAGGAAAAUAGUCAACGCGGAGCUGACGGCGCAAUCCGAUUCUUUACGAGAUUCUCUCGAGAUGGACCGUAAUCGACUCGAGCAGCUCGAUCACAACAUUGCUGAAGCCGUAGUCACUAAGAGACGGGGCAUUUCGACGCUGGUAGGUCAUCAGAAAUGGUGGCGCUUCUACGACCAACUGAAAUAUGGAACAUAUCGGCGGAAGCACGGAGCUGAUGCUCUGGCCGAGGCAGAGCCUCGUGCGAGAAAAAAAAUAAUUAAACUACUGAAGGUUGCCGACAGAUUGGCUUGCGAAUAUCCUCAUCUAGAAGUUCAACUCAAUGACAUCCGAGACUCACUCAACUAG